Bufo bufo (common toad) is the source of this 2473-nucleotide messenger RNA. Its product is annotated as protein TBATA-like. The transcript is spliced from 11 exons. The record is from RefSeq and is a predicted model, not a curated record. Lineage: Eukaryota; Metazoa; Chordata; Amphibia; Anura; Bufonidae. Bases 232 to 1293 code for a protein of 353 amino acids.
UGCAAGUCCAGCAAGGCUACUGCUAGAGAGGAAGCCUCCACAUGCGGCUGUGAGAAGGUACAGGAGUUCUCAUAUAUCAAAUCCAAUGCUAAUAGCUGCUUAGUGGAACAGGAUUGUUCAGCCUGAUAUUUUCAGUGCAAAGAAAGAAAAAUUCCAGUAGAAAGACCCUGAACCAUACAGUGCAAGUCCCUGAAUUGUAAUUCAAUAACCCAUUUGACAGAGAAUAGUGAAAUGCUGAGUGAGACGAAUGAGCCUCGGCCUGUUUUACGCCAAACACACAACAACCACGUUACUGCAAAGGAAAAGAUGGAACACUUGAAGAAUCCAGUCUCUAGUACAUUUAAAACUCAAGACAUUACUGAUUUGGCUGAAAGACUGGAAAAUCUUGCCCAGAAUACACCACUGCGUUUUAGUGAUGAAGCAAUGAGACCCCCGACUAAAAGCAACUCACGGUUUGGUAACCUCAGUAACCACCCAUUCUUUUACCGGCAUAACCCUCACCCUCAUCGUGUUACACAUAUUCAAGGACUUAAUGGAAUUCCUAUAUGUAUUGUCAAUGACGAGUGGAAUGUCACAUCUCCUCUCUACCCUCAUCCCAUGAUAAAAAGCAAGCUUCCAACAAAUCUCCUAGGAGUACCCAGUUUACCUAUAGGCGAUCCACACGGUAACAUGGUUCCGUUCCUUGGGGCAGCAGGACCCAUGUCUGAAGGCUGGCGUGAAGAGCUGAGAGAACUUGCAGCAAAAGUCUGUACAACAAACAAAGAACCGGAAAAACAGGUGGAGGAGCCACGAAGAUCCACACAGUACUCUGCAGAAACUGGUCGUAUCAUACCUGCAUCUGCAAGAGCUUUGACACGACAGGCAUCCCGAAAAGCCAACCGAACCAGUAACACCAAAGGAAAGAAUACAAGCACUAAUUUCCAAGAUCAAGAACUUAUUAUACUGGAGUUGCUUUGCCAGAUUUUGCAAACUGAUUCUCUGUCUGCCAUCCAGCAGUGGCUUUUGUCAGCUGGCCAGAGAGAAAAGGACCUCGUCAUGAACAUGAUCCAGACAGCUACUGCCAAUAUCCAACAUGAAUCCAUGGGGGAAAGACUGUUCUCCCAGCACAGCACAGGUCUGCUGUCAAAGGAGGAGUACCUACAGAGGAAAAAUCCAAAUAGUAGAUCAAAUCAAAAACAGAAACCAGAGCCUGUUCCUGAAGAAGACAAGCCGGAGCGCAUUGGUACUGCAGAAGUUCUUCAGAUACAUGCAGCAGACAAUGAAAACCAAGACAAGCCUAGCUCUGCAAAAUAGCACUCUACAUGGAGGGCCGUCUCCUAAAUAAAUUUAUUUCUUGGACGAAACAACCUCCUAUUCUCUUAUGUUGUAAUUUUUUGACAUGUCUUCUUCAAGAUGCAGAAAACGAUUGUCGAUUGACAUGUAAGAUGCUUUCUUCAUGCUUUGUCAAGUUUAUGUAUCAGGUCUAAAUUUAUUUAAAAUAUUUGUCACCUGUUUAUUUCGCCCCUUCUCCUUGAAUUCUGUAGUCUGGGGUUUAAAACAUGUAUAGGAACUACAACUCCAAGCCUAAAGGGCAUCUGUCAGUAGAUUUGUACCUAUGACACUGGCUGACCAAGAUAUCUGUGUCCCAUGUUCAUACAGUAUGUGCCCACAUUGCUGAGAAAAAUGAAGUUUUAAGAUGAGCUUCUAGGAGCAACGGGGGCAUUGCCCUUACUCCUAGAGGCACUGCUGAACCCUCCCCACUUUGAUUGGCAGGGCCAGGCGUUAUGAUAUUAACACUGCCUGGUCCUUUCAAUCAAAGUUCAGAUGGUGCAGCAGUUGCAGAGAGAGCAGAGCCUCUAGUAGCAAACAGCAACAUCCCUGUUGCUCCUAUAGGCUCAACAAGUGGACAUGAAACGGGUUAGCCAGUUUUAUAGGUACAAAUCUGCUGACAGAUGUCAUUUAAAGUGGUUGUCCCACCAUAACAACUUCUCUUAUCAACAGGAUAGGGAAUAAGUAUUUGAUCUGUGGGGGGUCUGACUGCUCGGACACCCACUGAUAAGAAUAAGUGGCCUUGAGUUCUCCAAAUGAAUGGUGUGACAGCAGGGAGUCCAGAAGUCCUGUUUUAGGGCAGACAGUCCAGCUUUCAUACCCCCUGUCUUUCAUCUGGUGCAGAGCCCAGCCAGAUGCAUGGGUAACAGUCACCCAAGGCACACCGCUCCUCCAUUCAUCUUUAUGGGCCUGCUUAACAUAGAUGAGCGCUGUCCUCACCUUCUCUUAAGAAAGCAGCAGUUCACAUCCAUGACAGUAGAUCCCAUCACUGCAGGGACUCCGAGCCCCCAUUCUUGUGAUCUGUGAGGAUGUCAGCAGUCAGCCCCCCACUAAUCACAUACUUAUCACCUAUAUGGAUGGGACAAUACCUAUAAUAAAGAGCAUUAUUACUCUUUAAUUUGUGGCUUUUGUUAUCAACCAAAGUACAGCUUCCAAAAAAGUGAAU